This is a messenger RNA of Topomyia yanbarensis, 1622 nucleotides long. RefSeq lists its product as uncharacterized. The record is from RefSeq and is a predicted model, not a curated record. Bases 331 to 1110 code for a protein of 259 amino acids. The transcript has 8 exons. NCBI's taxonomy places the organism in Eukaryota, Metazoa, Arthropoda, Insecta, Diptera, Culicidae.
UUCCGUGUAAGUCAGUUCCUACACGGUUUAAUAAAACAACCUGCAGAAUAAGUUCUUUUAACUUACUUUUGAGUUGUGCGUCGCUUUCGCUCUUACCCACACUCACGCAAAUUGACUAGCGAAAUUCAUUAAAUUUGCCUUAUGAAACCAUAAAAAAUACAAAAACGCGAUUUCAUAAGUCACUUAUAGAUUUCAUAAGGUUCUUAUGAUUUUCAUAAUCGAAAAGUAUGAUACAAUAAUGAAAUGAGUAUGAUUUUCAUUGGCGCGCCUUAUGAUUUUUAUCGCUGCCACUAGUACGUUAAAAGAAGAUCAUUCUAAUGAUAAAUCAAAAUGGAGAACAUCGUGUUGGACGAGCUUAUGCUAAUAGCAGAUUUUCUUUCGGAGGCUCCAGCAAUUUGCUUGGAUAUUUUCAAAGGUGCUGGAAUCAAAACAAUGAAUUUGAUAACAUUCAACGAAAGCGAGUUCGCGGCUGCCAUCAGCGCUACUAGCAAUACAACGUUCGAGGUCAGUCAAUUGUGGUGUUGGGUUACAAACUGGCGUGAAAGGAAUAAUCUGGUUAAUGCAUCAAUACUGCCCUGUGAAACAAACGAUAACGUUGUCUUAAGCACGCAGACACAAAACAAAAAGACCUCGGAUCUUUCCCUAACAGCGAAUGAUUUUGGCAAGGAUUCCAUCGCAAUGAACGACGCCCGCCUGGAGCCAUAUAAGUCACCGGUAGCUACCACCGGAACUGAGGACAAUUUUUAUAUGCGUUCUUUUCUUUCUCAAGAUGAGAGCUGUGAUAAUUCUAAAACAGAGGAAACACAAACGAUUCACCAAGCAGACAUUUCGGAUUACUUCAGAACCGAACAAGUAGAAGAUGUUUCUGAAUGUGUUGAAGAUAAUACAAAUUCAAACGAACAGGUUGAGGUCCGACAGAACAAGCUGGACAUUGAUUAUAAGAAACUAGGUUUGGGUGACCCAAACGAGGCGUGCAAAAAAUGGAAUUCCCUAUUCCAACCCAUUGCAAAAUACGUUGCUAAACACGCCAAGGAUCCUUCAUCGAAAGAGCUGAUCCGCGACAUCCAAGAUCAACAGCAUUCUCUUGGUAAAACACCGUCUUGUUCGUAGACUGUUGGAGUCAAUCUACCAGCUACUGCCGAAAAAAGCAACCUAGUAAAUAUUUAAGGCGAUUCGAGCUAUUGGACAUUUCGCUUAAAAUGUUACUGCAGAACUCACUACACUGCUUAAGUGAAAUAUACAGUGAUGGAUGAUGGCGAUGAUGAAGUGGAAGUUCUCGCAGGAAGGCAGGUAUCAGUUACGACUCAAAAUAGCAAAAUAGCAAUAGCAGAGGGUGUCGAACCGGAUUCAGCAGGAACCGUAGCGAUACGAGCCAUAUAUCGUUGCCAGAAAUCCCGGUCCUAGCAACAUAAACGAGAAGACUGUCAGGGCAAUUUGUAUGUUUGCUAACUACCUACACGAAUCAGCCAGCAUUUCCACUAUAAACCACCUAUGAAGUAAAAACUAUGAAGCCUCCUCUAGAACAUUUCUCAUGGAGAUAACUGAUUGGGCAUUUACUGGAUCCACAAAAAUAAUCUUCGCUAGUUAUUCCAUAUAUUAGAAAUAAAUAACUUGCUUUUAAA